Molecule: messenger RNA, 4564 nt
Organism: Anguilla rostrata (American eel)
Lineage: Eukaryota; Metazoa; Chordata; Actinopteri; Anguilliformes; Anguillidae
Gene: pam
Product: peptidylglycine alpha-amidating monooxygenase
Exons: 26
Coding region: 668-3787 (1039 amino acids)
Biological process (GO): peptide metabolic process
Cellular component (GO): membrane; extracellular region
Molecular function (GO): peptidylglycine monooxygenase activity; protein binding; copper ion binding
Source: RefSeq, a predicted model, not a curated record
GAGCCGUGGCGUCUCCAUUCUGUUCGUGAUCCAUGGCUCGUUGCUCAGUGACGUAUAAUCGAUUGUUCUUUAACGAUUACCCUGGUCUACUCGGUGGAAAAACGGAGAGAGAGAGUCAGAAGCAGUCGGUACGAAGUGACCGAAACAUUUAAACCAGAAGUCGCAAGAAAGGUUGUGAAUGAAUCCCGAUGCUGCAUCUGGUAUAGCCUACGCCGCUCUGGUGUGUUGAAGAAGCGGUAACCUACAGACCCCGCAGAUCCUCCACGCCACCACCCAAACGCAGGCGUGGGAAGGGUUCGCUGGCCAUCCUGUCACAUCACAUCUUGAAUUGCCUGCACUGGACUGGACGUCGACAAUAAGGAGAGCGGAAAGUCGCUGUUUGCGGGCACUUGUAACGGGAGCGCAAGAGGGAGGGGGUGGGAGGUAAACGGGGGAGUCCCGCCUCUGGUGUUCUGUGGGAAAACAAAAGAGCGCCUGCCUCUAUCGCACGUACCGGAUGGACUGAGGAGAGCUGGCAGGAGAACAAGGAAACCCUCGGUCUCGGUGCCCGGAUUGAUGCCGUUUCUGCUGCCGGGCUCCCUGUAACCGUCAGAUCCACCGCUGAUAGUAGCCAGCCGCGCGGCGUCGUUCUUCUGCGAGCAGGCCACCAGACACGGGGCUAGACGCUAUGGGAGUCCUCAUUUGCAGUAUGGUGGCGCUCGCUCUCAUCUGCCAAAGCCAUAGCCUGGGCGCGAAGGACCCACUGCACAGAUUUAAACGGUAUCAGGAAAGUAGCUACUCCGAUCCUAACGAGUGCUCCAAAACGAGACCAGCCCUAAUCCUCGCCAAUCCAAACAAUUUCUCCCUGGACAUUCGAAUGCCUUCUGUCAUUCCUACCGCGUCGGAGUCGUACUUGUGCGUGGCCGUCCCGGUGCCCACGGGGAGGGAGUCCUACGUAGUGGACUUUGUGCCGCACGCCACCAUGGACACGGCGCACCACAUGCUCCUGUACGGAUGCAGGGAGCCCUUCUCCGCCACCGGCUACUGGGACUGCGGAGGGAAUCAAGGAACCUGUGAAGAUGAAGCGAAGAUCAUCUACGCUUGGGCAAGAAACGCUCCACCCACGAAGUUGCCCAGAGAUGUGGGCUUCAAAGUCGGAGGUGACUCCAGAAUUACUUACUUUGUGCUGCAAAUCCACUAUGGGGAUAUCGCCGCUUUCCAGGACCACCAUAGAGACUGCUCAGGACUAACCUUAAGAAUGACUUCCAAACCACAGCCCUUUGUUGCUGGCAUGUAUCUCAUGAUGUCUGUGGACACUGUCAUUCCACCUGGGAAGAAAGUUACAAAUGCAGACAUCGCCUGCACGUACAGGUCCUACCCGAUGUACGCCUUCGCCUUCAGGACCCACACUCACCGCCUGGGUCAAGUAGUGAGUGGGUAUCGGGUUCGAGAUGGAAAGUGGACUCUGAUUGGACGGCAGUCUCCCCAGCUACCGCAGGUGAUUUUUUACCUGCGCUCACGGUUGGAAGUGCGGUACGCGGACAAGCUCGCCGCCAGAUGCGUCUUCACCGGGGAGGGGAAGAGCUCCGCCACGUACAUCGGAGGCACGUCAGACGACGAGAUGUGCAACUUCUACAUCAUGUACUACAUGGACAGACGGCACGCCGUGCCCUACAUGAACUGCAUGGAGAGCGGCGACAGCGAGCUCUUCCAGGGCAUCCCCAAAGAGGCCAACAAGCCCGUCCCCAUCAGCCCCGACAUGGCGGCCAUGAUGCACGGCCACGCCCACCACAUGGGGGCCAAAUCGUCCCCUAUGAGCCAUUCGGAAGACUCUGGAUUACUCCAGCCGAAGAGGGAGGAGGAGGAGGUUCUGGACCAAGGUGACUUCUAUUCCCUGCUCUCCAAACUGCUAGGGGAGAGGGAGGACGUUGUCCACGUGCAUAAGUAUAACCCCGGCGAGGGGCAGCAAGGCCAGGCGGACCUGGUGGCAGAAAUCGAUAGCAUUAUCCAAAAGAAGGACCGCGGCCGGUCCGGUCCGGGUUCCGGUCCGGGUCCGGGUCCGGGCCGGGGUCCGCGGGUAGGCUACAGCGAGCGGCAGGACGGCGUGCUGGUCAGGGACAGAAUUCACAAAUUUCACCAGUUAGAGUCCACCGCGCGGCCCCCGGGGAGCAGGAACGUCCCGGAAGCCCAGGCGGGCGCGGUCGGGGCCGACGUCCGACAGCAAGGGUUCCACCUGGCGGAGAUGGCAGACUGGCCGGAGGUGCAGCUCACGCUGGGCCAGGUGUCCGGCCUGGCCCUGGACUCCGACGACAACCUGGUCAUCUUCCACCGGGGAGACCACCGCUGGGGGGUCAGUUCCUUCGACAGCCGAUUCGAGUACCAGCAGCGGUCUCUGGGUCCCAUCCAGCAGUCCACCAUCCUGCUGGUGGACCCCGCCAAGGGCACCGUCCUGAAGGCGUCCGGCCGGAACAUGUUCUACUUGCCGCAUGGAAUAACCACAGACAAGGACAACAACUACUGGGUGACGGACGUGGCUCUCCACCAGGUGUUUAAAUUGGGCAGUGACGGGAGUGACAAGCCGCAGGUGGUCCUGGGACGACCUUUCGAACCAGGAAGUGACACGAGCCACUUCUGCCAGCCCACCGACGUGGCGGUAGACCCGCUGACGGGGAACGUCUACGUGUCCGACGGCUACUGCAACGCCCGCAUCCUUAAAUUUUCGCCCGAGGGGAAGUACCUGGCGCACUGGGGAGCAGGGUCGGCGGACCGGCGGAAGCGGGUCCAGUUCCGGAUCCCGCACAGCCUGGCGUUCCUGCCGGACCGGCGGGAGGUGUGCGUGGCCGACCGGGAGAACGGGCGGAUCCAGUGCUUCCUGGCCGACACCGGCGAGUUCGUCAAGGAGAUAAAGAAGGCCGAGUUCGGCGACGAGGUGUUCGCCGUCUCCUACGCCCCCGACCACGGCGGUCUGAUAUACGCGGUGAACGGAGCGCCCCCUUAUGGCCAGUCGGCUCCGAGAGGGUUCGUCAUUAAUUAUUCAACCAAGGAGCUCCUCGACUCCUUCAGCCCCGACACGCAGGAGUUCAAAAUGCCGCACGACAUCGUCGUCACCGGAGACGGGAGCGUGUUUGUCGGGGACGCAGCCACGGACGCCGUUAUAAAGUUUGUGUCUGAUGAGAAAGCUGAACAUCGUUCUGUUAAAAAAGGUGGAAUUGAAGUUCAAGAAAUUGAAGAGACGGAGACGUUUGUCCAGACGCAGCUGAAGCCACUCCUGAAAGGGGCCAUCCAGAACGCCCCAGGCCCCGCCCCCGCCGCCGCCGCUGCCCCCGCCGCCCCCGCCGCCCCCCACCUCCAGCACCAGGUGGCGGCCCCCCACAAGACCCCCCCGCCCACCCCCCUGAAGGAGGAGGGGACCGCCAAGGCCAAGCCCGAGGGCGGGGCGAGGCGGGACGCGGAGGGCGUGUCCCCCGCCCUGGUCACCACCCUGCUCCUCAUCCCAUUGGUGGUGGUCAUCGCCAUCGGCGUCUUCAUUCGCUGGCGCAAGACCAGGAUGUACGGAGACGACUGUGAGGUGAAACUGGAGCCCGGCUCUUCCGGUGGAAUUUUGGGGAAACUGAGAGGUAAGGCCGGCGGCGGGCUGAACCUGGGGAACUUCUUCGCGAGCCACAAAGGCUACAGCCGGAAAGGGUUCGACCGGCUGAGCACCGAGGGCAGCGACCAGGAGAAGGACGACGAGGAGGCCACCGACUCGGAAAACGAGGAGUACUCCGCGCCUCCUCCUCCUCCUCCCGUCCCCUCCUCCUCCUCCUAGUUCCCCCGGGAGGAGCGGUCCCGUCGGGGAGGGGGGUGGGGAGGCCAGCGCCUCCUCCCCUGCUCGAGUGUUCAGGAUGUUCUUUAAUCGUGUAUGUCAUUGUUUGUAUUGGCUGCCAACUUUAUUUGCCAAUAUUAUUUAUUUGUGCAAAAAUUUUUCUCGAGAAGAAAUAUACGACUGCCACUUUAUUUAUACAAAUUAACGGGGACCAGAUGUAAAAAAUAAAUAAAUAAAUACAUAAAAAUCAAAGACAACACUAGUAGUAGGUCAAAGGCUUAAGCUGUAGGUUCUGAUUUCAGGAGAAGAGAGAUGGAGGAGAGAUGAUGGAGAGAUGGGGGCAGGUGGGGAGGACCCUUUAUUUUUGUUACGAUUUAAGCAGUUUAACUUCUUCCAAUAACGUAUCAGCCAAACAGCAUUUUUGGGUUCUCCGGGUUAUUGGUCCAGUACUUUGGUUGACGUUUUAUAUCUGUACAUUUGUGCCUUUUUAAUUAUGUAUUGAGCCUUCUGCAGCACCUGCUAACACACGGAUGUGCCACAUUAUGAAAAGAGCUGCUAACGUCAACUGUAACUUCAUUUCAAUUAUAUCGCAUUCAUCGAAAGGAAAAGAGAACUUAUUAUUAUUAUUAUUAUUAUUAUUAUGUAUCUAAGACUAUUUACUAAAUUUUUCAAAUGGAUGUGAGAUGUAUCUGAUAUUUAAUUGUGACAUACUGAGGUUUUAUGGCCAGAAUACUAUUUUCUGUAACAAUGUUAUUUGUGUAAUAAAGUGUCUGCAAAGCA